AUGGCUGCCACUGCCGUGUCCUCCUCUCCUGCACUACUGCGGUCUGCGCCGUUUUCGAAAAGCUCGUCCGACAUUGUCAUCCGUCAGUUCCGCCAUAAUGAUUUGGCUCAAGUAAUUGAGCUCUUCAAAGAGGGCAUGCUCGUGAGAGGAACGGACGAACUGAUGGACGCGUAUAUUGCCACCAGUCUGGAAACGGACCUCAGCGAUAUCGAAGGCACGUACAUCAAGCCUGGCGGCAACUUCUGGAUUGCCACGCCUCGUGACGAUCCGACCCUCGUUGUGGGCACGGUCGGGCUCGAAGUGAGGUCCAAGCACCAAGGUUAUCUCCGGCGACUGUCGGUCAGGAGUACACAUCACCGACGUGGCAUUGGCCGGCUGCUCAUCUCGACGCUAGAACACUACGCACGUGACCGUCUACUCGACCACAUCCAGCUUGGCACGAGAGGAUUCAUGAAUAAAGCACGGGCUCUAUACCGUCUGGAAGGGUACACGGAGACAGAGGUGAUUGUCAUCCGUGACGAACCUCGUGCUGAGGUGAUCAUGAUUGAGAAACGCUUACACGUGUCUAGUCAGGGACGGACGCACUAG
Messenger RNA from Hyaloperonospora brassicae, 588 nucleotides. The record is from the annotation of a GenBank genome assembly. Lineage: Eukaryota; Oomycota; Peronosporomycetes; Peronosporales; Peronosporaceae.